Molecule: messenger RNA, 4049 nt
Organism: Toxotes jaculatrix (banded archerfish)
Lineage: Eukaryota; Metazoa; Chordata; Actinopteri; Toxotidae
Gene: sstr5
Product: somatostatin-like receptor F_48D10.1
Exons: 5
Coding region: 1012-2370 (452 amino acids)
Biological process (GO): regulation of insulin secretion; cellular response to glucocorticoid stimulus; neuropeptide signaling pathway
Cellular component (GO): membrane; neuron projection
Molecular function (GO): neuropeptide binding; somatostatin receptor activity
Source: RefSeq, a predicted model, not a curated record
GCCGGUGGAACUGCUGCCGACACACUCAGCACCACGGACAGCGAACGAUUGGUCGCUCGAGGGACACAAGCUACCAUUCAAUUAUUGGAGAAUUACUCGGAAAUCUGAGGACAGAAUUUACAAUCAGGAGUUUGGUUUUGGGGGGAUCUGCUAAUUUUAAAUUGAUGACACGGAGACUGGGACUUUUUUCGCUGCUCGCUAAAGUAAGCCUGCUCUUUAUAUCUGACUAAAUCAUUCAUUUAAAAAUGUCGCUUUGCAUUGGGAGUGCAAGACCCCUAGCAGAAGCAUAACCUACUUAUACGCUGCAGCACAUAUUCACAACACAGUCAUUAUUAGAGAGCUUGUAGACAAGCAGAUCUGCCGUGCGUAAAAACCGUGGCACUGCUCCAAUCGACACUCCCGCUCGACGCACGACGGAUGACUUGUGUGUUUUUGCAGUGUCGGGUAGGACGAAAAGAAAAUAAUUUAGAACCGUCUAAAACCCAAAGACGCGAGAGAGGUGACAACGAUAGUACUUUGCCACUCGUGGCUCAGCGAGCUUCUAAUGCGUAAUUACGAAUACGACUCCUUGCGAAAACUACUCUCGUGUUAUGUUAGAAUGUAGGAUGCAUGGAAACAAUUCUUUCUUUUUGGAGUUGGCUCAUGAAGCACGAUGCUCAAGAAAAAUACUCACACGGGGUAUUUCCAGUGAUAGAGUCGGCUACCUUUAGGUGAACUCACUCUGUUCUCAGCUGUGGUCAAAGCGCACAUUUACGUGCCCUGAGUCACUUUCUUGCGCACACAUACAAACUUAAAUUUGAAACAAACUAGUCUGUAAGUCAGACAGAUUAACUGUUUUUAACUGAAGUGCGGUGGCUGCUGAUUCUCCUCCUCUUGAUUUGUUCCAAAGCAAGAAUGGAAACUAACAGGGCAGAAAUUAAUACUUUUCUCUAAGUCCGUGAGAACAAGAGGAAACGAAUCUACAUCUGGACUGUGUGGCCCCAUCUUCCCUCUUCAUUUCUGAAAACUACAAUGGAGCCCCUAGACCUAGACCAGACCCACUGGAAUCCCCUCUCAUCAGACCUCAAUUCCUCCUCUGCAGCAACUCCCUCACCCUUCUUCUUUUCCUACCCCCGCCUCUUCAACAUCUCCUCCAACCUGUCCACUCAGAGUGUCCCGUUUCAGGGCAGCAGCACUCUGAUGACAGCAGUCAUCUCCCUCACAGUAUUCAUGGUGGGUCUGACCGGCAACACUCUGGCCAUAUACGUGGUGCUGCGCUAUGCCAAGAUGAAGACGGUCACUAACAUCUACAUCCUGAACCUGGCUGUGGCUGAUGAGCUCUACAUCAUCGGACUCCCCUUCCUCACCACACAGAAUGUGCUCUCCUACUGGCCUUUUGGCUCCUUCCUGUGCCGUGUGGUCAUGACUGCAGACUCCAUGAACCAGUUCACAUCGAUUUUCUGCCUGACAGUCAUGUCCAUCGAUCGUUACCUGGCUGUGGUUCAUCCAAUCCGCAGUACCAAGUGGAGGCACCCACGCGUGGCCAAGGUGGUGAGCGCAGCUGUGUGGGCCGUGUCCUUUGUGGUGGUCCUGCCAGUGGUCAUCUUCUCUGAUGUCCAGGAUAAAUUUAACUCGUGCAACAUGAUCUGGCCAGAGCCAAAGGACGUGUGGUCAACGGCCUUCAUUCUCUACACUGCCACUGUGGGCUUCUUUGGACCCCUGCUCAUCAUUUGCCUCUGCUACCUACUUAUCGUUAUCAAGGUGAAGUCUUCUGGAGCACGUGCAGGCUUCACUAAGCGUCGUCGCUCAGAGCGUAAGGUGACGCGGAUGGUGGUGGUGAUCGUGGUGGUGUUUGUGCUCUGCUGGCUGCCGUUCUUCAUCAUCAACAUGGUCAACCUGGUCGUCAUCAUCCCAGAGUCCAGUGCCACCGCCGGCAUCUACUUCUUUGCCGUCAUCCUGUCCUACGCCAACUCUUGUGCCAACCCGGUGCUCUAUGGCUUCCUGUCAGACAAUUUCAAACAGAGUUUCAGAAAAGUGCUGUGUGUGAAGAGUAUGAGGUGCAAGGCCAAUGGUGUAGAUGAUGGCGACCCCAGUGCCCCGCGCACUGAGAAAACCACAGCACACAACUGUGUCCUGCUCUCCCCUCGUAACCAGGUCUACCAUGAUCCCCAGAGCAGCCAGAUCUCUCCUCACCCUCCAGACUCUCCUAUCUCUCACACAGCAGCAGACCUGCACCGUUCCACCCCUACUUGUCAAUCUCCCCCCGCUUGCCCAGGAAUCGGACCCGCCACUACCACGGUAACCUCCAUGGUAACCCCCGGUGAACCUCCCACCAUCACUGACCUGACUGUGCCCGCCUCCAGUGCCACCAUUGCGCCACAGCAGCAGUAGCCAAUAAACUUUGGAUAUCAGGUGUUGUAGGAAAUGAAAAGAGGAGCUGAGGAGGAAAAACACAGUGGGAGACUAUAGAAGAGGGAGCGGAGGGGUUGGUUUAGCUGAUGAAAUAUGGAAAACACUGAUGCUUUUCAGCAGUAACAGUGUAAAAAUUCAUGUCUUGGACAAUUGCCUGACACAUUUGUACUCAUUCUGAAUGCAUCACAACAUUGAUGAUCCACAUCGGUGAAACAACCUCAUGUCUCGGUGCGUCUCUGCACCUGUGUGAAUCACCCAGCUGUUUACUGAGCCCCGUGUUUCUUUCCAUGCAGCCAUCUGACAUAAGUGCCUUUUCAGCCACUCUCAGUAAUCAUGAUGACUUCUAAACGGGCACAGAAACAUUUACACCUUUCUUCUCUAGCUUCCUGUUAUUCUGUCACAUAACAUGUAAGAAUUUAGUUUUAUAAACCAAAAUUAUCAGCGUAGAUUUGGGUGUGGACAGUAAGGACAUGUCCCUACCAAUGUCAAGGUGUUGCUGAAUUGUCGCUACCAAUAUUUUUACCCAUCUCAAAUGAUCUCGCCAUUUCAGCUCCCCUCUGUGUUACCGGUAAGAUCCAUCCAGAGCUGCCAGGUUUGUGUGUUUUCUGCAAAACGCUGGUUAUUAUGAGAAAGAGUGAAAGACUGGAAUCUGGGGGAUACUCGACUAUGAUCUAGCAACCCUCAACAUAUACACACACAUAAACAAAAGAUCAAGGUAUUUUCAAAUAAAAAUCUUGCCGACUACAGCUUUAAAUAAACAGCUAAACAGCACAAUGCACUAAUUCAAUAUCAGUUCUUUUUUUCAGUUUCAAGCUUCAGUCACUUCUGUUCACUUCACUUAAUUUAAAUUUUAAAUUGUGACAAAUGAACUUGACAUCUGUACAGCUUUGUGGAAAAAGUCAGCUGUGAUCAUUUUUGUAUACUGUUUGUAUUUUUGAAAUAUAGCUUGUUCGCUGUUUGUCAGCUUCUUGGUCACAAGACGUGUGAUUCUUUGCCUGCUCAGUGUCCUUCUGCAGACAUGUAGCCAGCUCUGAACGCAAAACCUCUGACCUCUUUGUAGAUAUAUGCCUCUAACUUUGUGUCUGAACUUUGUGCCUACAUUUGUGGCUGUUUUUCACAUAUGUAUGUGUAACUUUGUAUACGUUUUCUCUCUGCAGAAGCCGUGAUGCUGGUAAAUCCAGGGUUUAUAGCAGCAUAUAUUGUUGCUGGUGUUUUUGUAUGAGCGCCUUGUUUACUGUUACAGUAGAUGCCAGUUCUGAUCGGACUGGCAGCACAUUACCUCAGCUGAUACAGCCUCUGUCAGCGUUGGCUUUUAGACUGCUUGUAUUGUAACCAUAACUGCCCUUAAGCUUUUAUUAUGAAAGGUCCAUCAUCACACAAUCAGUUAUUUUAUGGAUCGUGAUUAGUAAAAGUAAAAUUACAAUCAAAAAACAGUGAUUGUUUUAUUUUGAGUAGCAACAUGUUAGAGUGAGAAUGGUUAUGCUUUUCCAGCCACUUGCCACCUGUGCAAUAGAUAGAAAAUUCAUCAGUGGCACACAGAGGUUGAUCAAGUGAAUAUAAUGAGCAGAGGUAAUGACAGAGAAACUAAUAGAAGCUGUCCCUGCAAGAAAAAAAAAAUCAAAGCUGAUAAUAAAAAAAGGCUCAUACCUGCAAAUACA